AAGUUCGUUUAGUGUUAUACUUCAACUCGGUGCUUAAGCAAUAGGAGGGAGAGCUUAAACGUGAGAUCAUCGAUUUCAAGGAAUAUACAAACAAGUUUACACAUCUCAAUUGGCUAUGACGAUGCGUUCGAGCACUGGUUCGGAGAGGUCUUCGAGUCAACUUUCAAUAUAUGAUUAUCCAGAGCAUUUGAAUCCAUUUGCCGAUGAUGACAAUCACAAACGUUUGCGAUUUUGGAGUUUAUCAAAACGCGGCGAUAACAGACGACGAAGUUUUUCGGUUGGAAACUUAAAAGAAUUGUGGCCUCUCAAAACUUUUUCAUUAAGAAAAAAGAAGUCAUCGACUUUGGGUAUACAGAAGACAUCAGAAAGCCCUCCAGUUUUACGUCGGAGUUUAGAACCAAACUCUCUGUACCCAGGAGACCAGGCCUUCAGAAGACAAUAUACGAAUUCCUUGCAGAAUAUCAAUACACCAAGAGGUCUAAGAUCGAGCGGUACAAACUUUAGUCCCGUUCACAAUCCCCAUCAACGGUCAACAAUAAGUGAAGGGUAUUUAACGCCGUUAAGUCAACGAUACCAUCCAACCAGAUCUUCACAGACCAGUUUAGUGAGCUCAAAUCCAUUUGAAAGUGAUAUAGAGUCGGAUGCGACCGACAUUGGAAGUGUUUCACUUGGCGGAGUCCGCAAAUCCUAUCGCAAAAAGAGAAGAGCACCUUUAGCACCAACUAAGGAGAUGCUGAGUAAGACGUCGACUCCCGUAAAUGGAAAACAAGAGGAUAGUGAAUUGAAAGCUGAGCAAAAUAAAGCGAUUCGAUCCCUUGCCGUUGAAAUAGAACAAUUUGUAAAUAAUAGUAAUGAGACUUCAACUGCUCCAAUCCCAACAGUCGUAGUGGAGUCCCCCUCUCCUCGCCCUGAAAGUCCUCAAACUACAAACAACAACUCAGAACCGCCAAUAUUCGCUAAAGUUCGAAUCCCAAGCAAAUCUACCGAAAGUGAUCCAAGUUUGCAGGAGGGUACGAUAACAAUAACGACAGUAACUUGUACUUCAACGAUCGAUCCUGUGACAGAAAUUAAAACUGUGCAAAUAGAUAGUAAUUUAGAUCAAAACACAAAGUCUUCCCCUGUAGCCGAAAGUCCAAAAAUUGAACGAAAAUUUUCCGGCAAAAAGAUUCCUCCUAAACCGCCAGUUCGUAGUCAUUUUACAAAAUCUGAAAAUAAGUUGCAGAGUAUAGAACGUACGUCCUCAAGCAAACCCGUUACGGAGUUUGAUGAACCGAGUAGCAGUUCAGUGAAAAUCAUAGAAACCUCUUUUGUCUCAAAAACUCCACAAACUGAGCCAAAGAUUUUGGAACAAACUAGUUCUCCAGCCUCUCCAAGUCGCAGCUCUAUUACAAGAACAGAACCCGAAGAGGAAAAUAAGUUACAGAAUGUAGAAUAUACAUUGACAAACGAACAGUCAGCGGUUCUGGCCAAAGUUAAAAUUGUAGAAUCUUCCACUGCCAUAGGAAGUCCACAACAUGAGCCAAAGAUUCCACAACAACAAACAAGCUCUCCCGUCCCUCCAAGACGCAGGAGUAUUGCUAAAGAAAAUAAGAUCCAGAUUGUUGAACCGAUAGUGAAAGCUCUUCAAAUUGAUGAAUCGACUAGUUCUUCAGCUGAUACUGUAUCAGAAGUAACGAAAACUGAUUCAAAGAUUGUAUCUUCAUCUAUAGCUGCAGGAUCAAAUGAUAAACAAGCUGUUGAAACUAAAACAGUUAAAUUUAUUGAAAGUUCACAAACUGAGCACAAAAUCGCAGAUCAAACAAAUUUACCGAAGCCGACAACUUCAGAACUUCCCCUUAUUGAAGAAACUAAGAUAGCGAAUACAGAACACACUUUAACAAACGUUGCGGGGACAGGAAAUUUGCCUGAAGAUAGAAUAAAUAGACAACCUCUAAGUCAAUCAAGUGAACGCAAAGGCCUUAAUAAUCUUUCAACUGCUCAAAAGUAUUGUUUCAAAGAAAACAACAACGCUGAGAAUUAUGAGUACUUAAACAAGCCUUUGACAAUUUUUGAAAACUCUGAGAGGAAAUCAGAACGACCUGACGAUGGAGGAGCCCAACCCAAACCAAAAUCAGUCAAAGAAAUUAUUGAUUCAAUCAAUAGGAGUCAGAAACUGCUCAAAGAUAGUGCGGCAAAGGGAACUACGGUGUAUUCAACCGCUUUAUACACUGAAAACAACAAUAUUGGACCGAUAAGUAAUCAAAGAAGUUCACAGGUGCCUUCGGAGAUCUCUCCAAAUAUAUUAACGGCCAGCAGCUCGGGUGCUCCGUUGGAAAAUGAGCAGCAAGUGGAAGAAAACUAUUUUCAAAAAAGCAAAAUCAAUAAAACCGCCUUUCAAUAUCGUGAGUCUUCCCCAACAGCGUUAAAUUUAGAUUGGAAUCCUCUGCCAAAACCAAAGAGAAUUAAUAACGGUUCAUCAACUUAAAAUAAAUUAUUCGAUUGUAUAUGGCUUUAGAAUUGCAUAAUUCAAUAGUUUUAGUUUCAAAUUAAUUUCUGUGCUAUGAAAUGUCCAAAAAAAAAAAAAGCUUUGUAACUUGUGUAACUAUAUUUUUUGUAUGUAAUAAAUGUAUGAUAUGUGUAUCAGUUUGAUG
Molecule: messenger RNA, 2630 nt
Organism: Drosophila albomicans
Lineage: Eukaryota; Metazoa; Arthropoda; Insecta; Diptera; Drosophilidae
Product: mucin-5AC
Exons: 6
Coding region: 116-2464 (782 amino acids)
Source: RefSeq, a predicted model, not a curated record